Messenger RNA from Papilio xuthus (Asian swallowtail), 1805 nucleotides. RefSeq lists its product as uncharacterized. The transcript has 3 exons. Bases 135 to 1805 code for a protein of 556 amino acids. The record is from RefSeq and is a predicted model, not a curated record. Lineage: Eukaryota; Metazoa; Arthropoda; Insecta; Lepidoptera; Papilionidae.
AAACGAUACGGAUUACACUGGUGUUACAGUGAUUAAUUAUUUUACAAAAUAAACGGCAUCGGAGUACAGCGGCACCACGCCCGCAACGCCUGCCGCGCAACAGCGCAUCUACAGCUCUUCAGCAAAACUUAAAUAUGUCAACAGACACUUUAGAAAGGUUAAUAAACCGCAGAAGUAAUUAUAAAGGCCGUCUAAAAAGAAUUUACAACUUUGUCGACGAGCAAAAGAACCAUGAGAAAAUAUUCGAGCUUCAGACCAGACAAACAGAAAUGGCGGGAUUAUAUGAAAAGUACAAUACCACACAAGAAGACAUCGAAAUGAUAGAUGAUCAAGCAACAAAAUCGCACGAACAAGAGCGAGCUUCCACUGAAGAAAAGUAUUUCUCGUAUGCAGCUAAGAUCGCAGAAAUCCUGAAAGAACACGAACUCAACCGCUCUGCAUCUUCGUGUCAAUCGGUGCUUCAACCCAACUUAAAGCCAUCUGUUACUAAAAUCCCGAAUUUACAGAUUCCAAGCUUCGAUGGAAACCUAACAGAAUGGUCCAGCUUUAAAUCCCUAUUCGAUGGAGUUAUCGACUCGCAUGAGCAACUGACACACCUCCAGAAGUUUCAAUACCUGAAGUCGUUACUACGCGGGGAAGCUGCCGGUCUCAUCGACUCCCUCACAGUUACUGAAGAAAAUUAUCAACAUGCGUUAAGUAUACUUACUAAAAGGUACGACAACAAACUAAUUACUGUUAACUUUCAUUUAAAAAACAUAUUAUCAGUUACAUCUAUUAGUAAGAUUAAUCUUAAAAACUUCCUUACAAGAUUACAACAAAGCCUAGAUUCACUCAAAGCUUUAAAUGUACCAGUAGAUACCUGGGAUUUAAUACUUAUUUACAUUAUUAUUCAAAAGUUAGAUCAGAGUCUCAGAUCUGCCUGGGAACUUGAUUAUAAAUGUGAAGAACUACCAAAGCUCUCACAAUUAUUAGACUUUCUAAAUCAUCGUGCAAGAGCAUUUGAACUUAUGUAUGAUCAGAAUCAAAAUGUCAUGAAACCUAAUACUCAGAUAUAUAAUAAGCCUAAACUGACUCGAGUAUCCACCCAUGUAGGAACGGUUACUUCUAGCUGCAGUCUAUGUAACAUGUCUCAUGAACUUUACAAGUGUCCAUCAUUCCUUGAAAUGAGUGCAGUCAAACGCAAUGAUUAUGUAAAAUCUAAUAAGUUAUGCUUUAACUGUUUAAAACCUUACAGAUUUCAACAUACAUGUUCAAAGAACAGCUGCUCUAUCUGUUCUAAAAAGCAUCAUACAGCUAUUCAUAUUGACAAUUACUCUUUGUCUACAAGGUCUGGUAAUACUGCUGCAAUUGUAGGCAAUACACAAAACAAAUUAACUAAAGAAAAGGUACCUGAUUCCCAAUCAAAGGUAAGUACCAAUAAUUUUAGUGACAACAAACAAGCUUCAGUUAUGCAUUUACACUCAGACCAAGUUCAAGUUUACCUAUCUACAGCUGUUAUUAAAGUUCAGCAAGAUAAUGGUGAAUGGACUACAUGUCUUGCCUUACUGGAUAGCGGAAGCCAAGUAUGUCUAAUCACAAAACAGCUAGCUAACAAGCUCAGCUUACCACUUUCUAACAAGAAAGUUACUGAACAAAUUUCAACAAAGCUACCACAGAAUUAUAUACCACUCGCUAACUUCAAGUUACCUAAAGAAUAUGAAUUAGCAGACCCCACAUUUAAUGUCCCAAAGGCCAUUGACCUGCUCAUUGGUGGACAUUUAUUCUACUCGCUUCUUCUACAGGGCAGUAUACAAUUAGAAAUAUAA